CUGCGCGCCGGCGCCCGGUGCCGCUCCCCCUGCGGCCCCACCUCCCUGCGCGGUGCGCGGCCACGUGGCCGGUGGCCGGCGGUGGCGGGGCUGAGCCAUGAGCGUGGGCUUCAUCGGCGCCGGGCAGCUCGCCUUCGCCCUGGCUAGGGGCUUCACGGCGGCAGGGGUCCUGGCCGCGCACAAGAUCACGGCGAGCUCCCCGGACACCGAGCUGCCCACCGUCAGCGGGCUGCGGAAAAUUGGUGUGAACUUCACGGUGAGCAACAAGGACACGGUGAAGAGCAGCGAUGUCCUGUUCCUGGCCGUCAAGCCGCCCAUCAUCCCCUUCAUCCUGGAGGAGGUGGGCCCCGACAUCGAGGCCCGGCACAUCGUGGUCUCCUGCGCGGCCGGCGUCACCAUUAGCUCCAUCGAGAAGAAACUCUCUGCCUUCUGCCCCACACCAAAAGUGAUCAGGUGCAUGACCAACACGCCAGUGAUUGUCCGGGAAGGUGCUACAGUCUAUGCCACCGGGACUCACGCGGAUGUGGAGGAUGGGAAGCUCCUGGAACAACUGAUGGCCAGUGUAGGCUUCUGCACUGAGGUGGAAGAGGACCUGAUAGAUGCUGUAACAGGGCUCAGUGGCAGUGGCCCUGCGUAUGCGUUCACUGCCCUGGAUGCUCUUGCAGAUGGGGGAGUGAAAAUGGGACUUCCCCGCAGGCUGGCUGUUCGACUUGGAGCGCAGGCUUUGCUGGGUGCUGCCAAAAUGCUGUUAGAAUCUGAGCAGCAUCCUGGUCAGCUGAAGGACAACGUCUGCUCACCUGGGGGAGCCACCAUCCAUGCCCUGCACUUCCUGGAGAGUGGUGGCUUUCGCUCACUCCUAAUCAAUGCUGUGGAGGCUUCCUGCAUCCGGACAAGGGAGCUGCAGCAUCUGGCAGACCAAGAGAAGAUCUCUGCAGCAGCCAUAAAGAAGACCUUGUUGGAUAAGGUGAAGCUGGAGUCUCCUUCUCUGUCUGUGGCACCUGCCAGCAAAGUCAGCCUGUUUACCAAUAGGAGCUCCAGCAGCAAGAAGAACUGACCAGACCACGGUAGUCUGGCCAUGCUGAACAUGAGCCUCCUCCAUGCCCUUUCCUUCUUGUCUAAGGAAAAAUGCUUACUCUGAAUGUUGGUGUCCCCCAUACUCAGCACUUGGCUUACAGCAGCUGUGGAGCAGUGCAACGCUGUAGAGGAGGGUCUUUAACCUGUAGUGGGGUCAGUGCAAACUGUUCCUGGCAUUGCUGUUCUCUGUUGGGCAGGGGUGUACCAUCAUUGGAGCUUCGUCAAGGGCAUUGUUUGUCCAGAAGGCUUGCAUAAUUCUAGGACUCAGGCAGUGUUCAAGGUGUCCCGUGCAGAAAUGGUUGCUAAUAGGAUUUUAAGAGGUUUCAGAAUGCCUUUUGGUUUCAAAGGUUUGAACCAGGCCUGGAUCUCUCUUGCUUCAUCUUGCAUCUGGUGUCAGAGCUUGUGUCUUGUUGCUGUCUUUCUUUGCUAGAGCAGAUGCUGCCACACAAAAGCAGUGCUGGGUGUUACACUAGAGGCUGGGCCCUAAAGUGUCUCUCAUAAGGGACCAAAGUGCCUCUGCCCCAUCUCCCAUCUUGCUUGACUUUGAGACAGAUGAUGUGAACCUCUGGACCGCACUCUGUUUCUCUCUUUGGUGGCUGCUCUGUCUGGUUUGGGGAACCAUGAGCUGCUCUCACUGUUCCUCCUUCACUGCUAGCCUUGCUUGGGUGUUUGGCCAGGUGGUGGGGUGGGUGGUCAGUGCUCCCUUUUUGCUCUCUGACACCUCUUCGUGCUCUCCAUGGGCAGAAUCUGUUCCCAUGUGCCUAUGGAUAUCUCUCAGUGUCACUGUGCACUGCGAUGCUCUCCCUGCUCUUUUCACUGCUCCUGGGGCAGCUGGGAGCAGAGCUGAAAUCAAGGACAACCUCCUCCAAAGAAAGUCAACUUCUGUACCGUUUCCUUAGACUCAGGAAGGGUUUUUUACCUUGGUGCUGAGCUGCUGUGUGGUAGCAGGGCUCUUCCUCAGCACCCUUCCUUGCAUCAGGCUGUACCUCCUUGGACUGCAGUGUUGAUGCCUGUUGACAGCGGCUGCUUCAGCUUGUGCAAUCCAGCCGUGUUGUGGUGGACUGACUGUCCCUCCACAACAGCAUUUCUCCCAGCAAAGCCCCUGGGCUGGUGAAAUCUCCAGCACAGCAGCCAGCCCUCUGUGUCACUUUAUAUUGGCACAGUUAUGUCUCUGGUAUUUUCUAGACAGUUUCUUUUUCGUUACUGUUUUUCUGAAGGUGUUGCACUGCUAAUGGCUAGAAGGGGAAAACACCUAGAAAAAAGUUCAGGGCUGCUUCAUGCAGUUGUGUCCCUAGUUCUUUAGAACAGAAGACUGAAGGGAAACACUGAGUCAUCUGAUGUGGCUUGUGGCUCAGAUCUUGUCCCAUGUCACCUAGCUUGUCCUGCAUGAGACCUCGGAGGAAAAUCAGUUCCAGCUUGGCACAAAAGAAGCUCAGGAAGGACUUCAGAAUGCCUGAUGCCUGUCCAACAACAAGCACUUGCUUGGAGAAACAUGCAAAUGACUACACUUGUGCAGAGGAGAAAGACCCUUGCUUUUCUGGUCUGGAGAAUUUCCCAUCUGACUUAAGUUUGUGAGCAAGAAACAGCAGUGAAGGAUGGGGGGUAGGAGCAGUGCCUUCUGCCCCUGCAGCUCUACUUGUGAGGGAGCUAAUCUGGCCAGGGCUGUGGUAGCAGCAGGUGGAGGGUGGCCCUGCUCAACCCUUCCUGCUGGCUAGCACAGCCCCGAGUGCCAGGCCAGGCGUGAGCUGGCACUGUGCAGUGUCAGGACAACAUGGCACUUCCCUUCCCUGGGCCCACCAGGGAAAGGAAUCGGGGAGGUUUGCAGACAAAGGGCAGAAGGAACCAACGCUCUGAUCAGACAGAAGGCAGAUUGCAGCCUGUCACCUGGAAGGCCAGUUAACCGUUCCUUCAGGCACAGUCUUGGAAGCCAGCCCCAGAACAGCAGCAAAGAGAAGGUUGUAUCUACUGUUUUCUAUGGUAUCUUUAUAGCCAAUGUCCCUGCGUGGCUUCCUUGCCUCUCCACAUUUCUCCCACAGCCUGAGUCCAUUUCCAAGCCAGAAAACUGCCCAAGGUGUGCAAGCUGCCACAGCUCUUCAGCAGGGCUGCCAUGGGAACAGCAUGCUGCAGGGGGUGGGAUGGACUUGGGUGGGUAACUUGUACUGUGCUCCACCUUGGGGUGUAAUGCAGGAGGGAUGAUAAAAGGGGGAUGUUUAAGAUGGGCUUAUUGUCUCCUGAGGAAUCCUGGAUGUGCAGGCGAUGCACAAAAAGCAUUUUGGUAUUGAUGCAGAGGCUGCCAAAGACCACCUGGAAAAAAACCCCAAUCUAACACCAAGGAAAGCUUGGAAGGGUGGGAACAACAGUAGGGAAACAACUCGUUAAGGGAGUAGGGGGUGGAGGUCCCCUGAGCCGAGGGUCUCCAACACUCAAGGAAUGUUGGACACUGGCGAGAUCAAACGAAAGGUUAGUUUGUAUGAACUAAAGACUGGUAAGAGGGAGCAGCCUGCCGAGGGGUGAGUAAUGGCCCCGGAAGCAGCAGAGUCAGCAGGAAUCUGCAGUAACUGGGGGACAGGGAAACAUGCAGGGGGAGAUUGCACCCGCUGACUCAGUUCAAGGUCAGAGGCUUGCCCCUCCGUGCUUGUAAGGAGCAUGUGUGCAAAUUUACACGGCAAACGAGUCUGACUUUAAUAAGGGGUGGUCUGCACUGAAGGAUAAGAAUAAAAGAGGAAAGCAAGUGCCAUUUUAGGAGGGAAUAAGAAAAAAAGCAGAAGGGACUUCUGGAUAAGUGCUCCUACAAGAAAUACCCCGUUGGCAGGCCCAAUGCUGGAUCCAGGACUUGUGAUGUCUCUCUCCCCCUCUACCUCCACUGCCACCCCCCCUGCCCCCUUCUCUUACUCUUUUACCUUUUUUUAGUAAGUAAUGCAAGGCAUAAAACUACAUGCACAGCAAGUGAUAAGCAUUUCUGCUUCUCAGUUAUCUACCAGUGAGCCUGACUAUGGAAUACAAAGUCUUUGUUUACCUGUGGUAUUGUGUAUACUCUGUUCCAACCAAGAAAAUCGGUGAAUCUGAGUCACUCCUCCCUCCUUGGCAGGAUGUGACACAAAGGUGCUAGUGAUGUUAAAGCAUUUUUAGUGUUAGGCUUUUGGCUGGUAGCAGGGUACGACCCUAUAGGCAUGUCAGAUGCUUACUCCUCUUCCCUCUUUAUAUAAUAAACCGCUUCUCUGACAGA
Messenger RNA from Falco peregrinus (peregrine falcon), 4300 nucleotides. It is a transcript of the gene PYCR1, whose product is annotated as pyrroline-5-carboxylate reductase 1. Lineage: Eukaryota; Metazoa; Chordata; Aves; Falconiformes; Falconidae. The record is from RefSeq and is a predicted model, not a curated record. The transcript is spliced from 7 exons. Gene Ontology annotation, biological process: L-proline biosynthetic process. The coding region runs from base 98 to 1054 and encodes 318 amino acids. Gene Ontology annotation, molecular function: pyrroline-5-carboxylate reductase activity.